Molecule: messenger RNA, 1146 nt
Organism: Porites evermanni
Lineage: Eukaryota; Metazoa; Cnidaria; Anthozoa; Scleractinia; Poritidae
Source: the annotation of a GenBank genome assembly
AUGUUUGUAAGGGGCCUCACCUUGUGCAUCUUUGUUGUGUGGACUAACAGGAGAAUCUUCACUGUUGAGGUACCCUAUGACCCAAGCUUCAUGUCUGUUGUCUGUGCUAAGCUGGAGAAGUCAGGUGCCCUCUUUCCUAAUAAGUGAAGUUUUCACGACAUCCUUGCCAGGAAAGUAUUUAUAAAGAUUUAAGCCCUAACUUAGUAAGUAAGUCUGGUUUAUUAAUAAAAUCGCCGCGCUUAGAAAUAAGCGAAUUCCGAAAUUAUUUUACAAAACUAUAGAUAUCAAAAGAAAAAGAAUUCAUUCAAACUAAUUACAUCGUGUUCAAAAUGGACUGGGCCUUGCAAUUAUGAGAAGAUAUAAUACAAUAAAUUAGGUAAAAAACUACAGUAAUUUAGUAAUUUUGCCAGUCAUUCUGGAGUUUUCUUCUAAUUUAUGGUUCGUGCCUGACUCCAUACUCAGAAUGUUUUUUUUUGUUGUUGCUUCUUUGGGGGACUCCCUGAGCAGAUUCAUCACAAGAAGCAUUUUGCUCUUCCCAAGAUUCCAGCAUUUCAGAGCAAUACAUAAGCAGAUCUGCACAGCAGCCCUGUAGCCACUCAGAAGCAGAUGUCAUGAUCAGUUCACGAGAUAAAAGCCCUGAGGCAGCUACUACUGGCACUUCACAAAGUCCCUUAUGUACAGAUUUGUCCCAGUGUAGUACCCCUACCUCACCUGCAGAGAGUGUGGAAAUCUCUGGACUUCAAAUCUACAAGGAUUAUGUCCAAACUUUUCAACCAAAGGCCAUGAUCACUGAUACCAUAGUUUUGUUUUUGUUCAAGUAAGAAUUUUCUUGACAUAACUGUAAGGUAUAAAUAAUGUACUAAAGCAUCUCUUAGAUGGCUUCACCUGAUACUAAUGGAGCAUCAUGCUAUACAGAAAUUAAUUUCUUGUUUAUAAUUAACUGUGGAAUCUUUGGGCCACACAAUAAUAUUUAUAAUAUGGAUACCUAAUGCACAUGAUAAUUUGUAUUGUGAUUUCAGGCAACUACCUCAGAUACAUCCCAUUGCCAGUUCCAUUUCCUAUACCACCUUAUGUGGGGAACAAGAUGAUGGACCCAUGAAGCCCACAAUCCACGGAAAAAAUUGGAUCAUGCUGUUCAGCUUGUAA